UUUAAAUUCACAAAAAAGAAAAAAGGAAAAUAAACGAAAAAAUUGCGUCUCUCCAUCUCCGUCUCUUUCCUCCGCACAUACCUAUCAGGGAAAUAUCUCCGUCGAAGGCGAAGCGGACGGUAAUGGCGGAGGUAGGAGGUGUCGGAUGCGGAUGUCGCGCCAUAUCCGGUGGAAGCUUGUUUUACCCCGGCGGAUUCACGGUGGAGUCUUGUUUCUUCGGUCACAGAACGAGAAGGACCCGGAGCUUCUUCCGAAACGUCUCGAUGAUCCCUCCUUUCAAGCCUGGACGCUUAUUCUCGAAGUGUCGAUCCAUCUCCGGGAAUAGCCGCAUUUUUAGUAUGGAUGGUCGAGAGAAAUCAAGAUCACCAGUAUUGGUAUCAUCAAGACAUACAAGAGUUCCUGUAUUUGUGAUGUUGCCUGUUGAUACAUUUGGAAUAGAUGCUUCUGGGUGUCCAAGGAUUAAAAGAAUCAGGGCUUUAACAGUUUCUCUGAAAGCACUCAAGUUGGCUGGUGUUCAUGGAAUUGCAGCAGAGGUUUGGUGGGGCAUUGUAGAGCGUUGUUGUCCGUUUGAGUAUAAAUGGUCAUUAUAUGAAGAGCUUUUCAGAUUGAUUUCUGAAACAGGGUUGAAGUUGCAUGUUUCUCUUUGUUUUCAUUCGAAUAUGCCCUUGUUUGGUGGAAAAGGGGGCAUCAGUCUUCCACUGUGGAUUCGAGAGAUUGGAGACCUCAAUAAGGAUAUCUACUAUCGAGAUGAGAAUGGAUUUUCCAAUAGUGACUAUCUCACACUUGGAGUCGACCAACUUCCUUUGUUCUGUGGUCGAACUGCCCUUCAAUGUUACGAGGAUUUUAUGAUUAGUUUUUGUAAUAAAUUUGAACCACUCGUUGGAAGCGUAAUUGAGGAAAUAAGUAUCGGUCUUGGUCCAUCAGGAGAACUCAGAUAUCCUUCGCAUCCUUCCGGUGAUGGGAGAUGGAAAUUCCCUGGAAUUGGUGAAUUCCAGUGCUAUGACAAGUACAUGAUGGAAGACUUGAAGGUGGUGGCAUCCCAAGAAGGGAAGCCUCAAUGGGGAGAACGAGGGCCCCAAAAUGCUGGCUGCUAUAAUAGCUUUCCAUCUGGAGUUCCUUUCUUUGAGGAUGGUCAUGAUAACUUUCUCUCUGAUUAUGGUCGUUUCUUCCUUGAAUGGUACAGUGGAAAGUUGAUUUGUCAUGCUGAUGCUAUUCUUGCCAAGGCAGCUAGAAUAUUUAGGAGAUGUCAGGAGGGGGAGAAAAGUUCUGUAAUGCUUGUUGCCAAAAUUGGUGGAAUCUAUUGGUGGUACCAGACAAUAUCGCAUGCUGCUGAACUAACUGCUGGUUACUAUAACACCAGUCUCCGAGAUGGUUAUGAUCCUGUUGCUUCUGUGUUAUCUCGGCAUGGGGCUGCUUUGCAUGUCCCUUGCUUGGAUAUGAAGGACAGUGAAACACCACCAACUUAUCUUUGCAGCCCUGAAGGAUUACUGAGACAGAUACACAAUAUCUCAAAGAAGAGGACUAUAUAUUUGACUGGAAGAAAUAUGAAUGAAAGAUUUGAUGAGAUGGGGUUGCAGCAAAUACGUGCCAACUGUGUCCAACCCAACGGUGAUGCUGUAAGAUCAUUUACCUACUUCAGAAUGAAUGAGAAGAUUUUUAGGGUUGAAAACUGGAACAACUUUGUACCCUUUGUUAGACAGAUGAGCGCAGACAUGUAAAUUACUGUCAAAUAAAAUCCAGCCAUUUAUUAUGUAAUCUGUCACGAACAAUUGACCUCAUUGACCCCCA
Messenger RNA from Tarenaya hassleriana, 1788 nucleotides. Its product is annotated as inactive beta-amylase 4, chloroplastic. Bases 123 to 1718 code for a protein of 531 amino acids. The transcript is spliced from 10 exons. Lineage: Eukaryota; Viridiplantae; Streptophyta; Magnoliopsida; Brassicales; Cleomaceae. Gene Ontology annotation, biological process: polysaccharide catabolic process. Gene Ontology annotation, molecular function: beta-amylase activity. The record is from RefSeq and is a predicted model, not a curated record.